Molecule: messenger RNA, 3644 nt
Organism: Notolabrus celidotus (New Zealand spotty)
Lineage: Eukaryota; Metazoa; Chordata; Actinopteri; Labriformes; Labridae
Product: glutamine-rich protein 1-like
Exons: 12
Coding region: 217-2490 (757 amino acids)
Source: RefSeq, a predicted model, not a curated record
UGCUCCCUUAUUGGUCUGUAGGAACUGUUGUAAGAUGGCGCCGAGCGAAAUAUGAGUGGUUAAGAAAAAGAAGAACUACUAGCUUGGCAUUAAGAGAAAACAACGUGAAAUACAGCAUAAACAGGCCACUUAAUACGAAUGAACCGUCAAACAACUCUGAACAACAUUUUCCCCUGACUCAGAUCUCCUGUAUAGAAGACGACACUGACCGCAGCCAUGAAUAACUCCUUGGAUGGUACAGGCUCUUAUGAGGAGCUUGUCAGACAGAAAGCCCGGAGCAUCCCUCAGCAUCGCAUGAAGGAGUUCCUCGAGUCCUUGGCCAGCAAGGGUGCAGAUGCCCUGCAGGAGUUCAGCCAGCAAAGUGGAGAUACUACAACUACCACCACUACAAUGGUCUAUCAGCAAGAGGCUAACUGCAUAUACACUGACAGCACAGAGGUGGCAGGGUCGUUGUUGGAGUUGGCUUGUCCCGUUCAGGUGCAGGUCCAGCCACAGCAACAGAUACAGAUACAGGAGGCAACAUCUCAGCAACAAUCUGUACACCAAGCUACAGAGCAACAGAUAGUGCAGGUGCAGAUCCAGGGCCAGCAGCAGGGUCAGAUGCUGGGUCAGGUCCUCCAAAUGCCCUCUGGCUCCCAUCAACAGCUUCAAGGUGUGACUACUGCACAGCUGAUACAGCCCGGGGAACUAACAGAGGAACAGCAGCAACAGCUGCAAGCCCAGUUGGUGGCAGCUGUUACAGGAGGACAACAGAUCCAAAUCCAGACAGUGGGGGCUCUCUCUCCCACCCAGCAGCAGGACACUGAGAGGAGAAUACUAGGAACAACGGUUGCCACAUCACAGGGAGCAGGUGUCCUCCAGCCGGCCAAGAAGCGCAAGGUUGACAUGCCCAUCACUGUGUCCUACGCCCUGCCUGGUCAGCAGGUGGCUACAGUCCUGGCCAUCCCUCAGGGACAGGGUCAGCAACAAAGUUACGUGUCACUGCGGCCAGACCUCCUUACUGUGGACAGCUCCCACCUUUACAGUGCUACAGGCACCAUCACCAGUCCCACGGGGGAAACCUGGACAAUCCCUGUGUACUCUGCUCCUGCUGGCUCUGGAGGCCGUGAGCAGGUCACGCAUAUCGCUAUCCCCCAGGAGGCCUACGGCACAGUGCAGGUAGCGGGGGCAAACACUACAACAAUGACAACAAUGCCGACACAAGUUACAAUUGAAAACGACAAGCUGAAAAACCCUGUCAGUCAGAGUCAAACAGCGCAGGCCGUUUCCAGCAUAACAAGCUCUGGAGGAAUGGGAGGCCAGGAGGAAGUGGUGCACACACUGUCUGCAAACACUCUUUUUCCUGCCCAGCUGAUGAACGGAAACAUCCACAUCCCAGUGGCAGUACAGGGCUACUCUAAUGCCACACAGUCUCUUAUCUGGGAUCCACAGCAGCAGGUGCUGCACACACAGGGGCUGACGGGGCAGGAUGGACAGCAGCUGCAGGUAGUAUCUAUGCAGGGGCAGACGGUUGUAGCAGAGGUAGAUGAUCAAGGGCAGCAGCAGCAAGUGCAGGUACAGGAGCUGCUGCUGCCUGCUACUCUGAAGCCAGAAGAGGGGCUGGACGUGUGGAGGCUUUGGGCUCAGAGGAAAAAUGCAGAGAUGGAUAAAUCAGACACAAAUAAGUUGGCGCCGAUUGGCCGACGCCAGGCAUUGCGUUUCCAGGAGGACUUGGUAUCCUCUGCUGUUGCUGAGCUCAGUAUGGGUCUGUCUUUGAUGACAACAGAGGCUCGAGGGCUUGAAAGGGAGUCAUAUGAGGCUGAUGUCCUUUACUACGUAUUUCUGUGCAUACAAAAAUAUUUGUUUGAUAACGGCCGCGUGGAUGACGUUUUCUCGGAUCAGUACUACACCCGCUUUGCUCACAGUCUGCACCAGAUCCUAGAUCCUUGGAGACCAUCUGUACAUCCACUAGGUUACAUCAUCCCAAGCCAUGUGACGGAGGAGAUGCUGUGGGAAUGUAAACAGCUGGGAGCUCACUCUCCCUCCACACUGCUUACAACUUUAAUGUUUUUUAACACCAAGUACUUUCAGCUGAGAACGGUGGACCAGCAUCUAAAAGUGGCCUUCUCUAAGGUGCUGAGACACACCAGGAAGAGUCCCAACAACCCCAAAGACAAGAGCACCAGCAUCCGAUACCUGAAGUCAACAGAGAGGUUUAUAGGACAGAAAGUCACUGAUGACAUGUACUUAGAGCAGCUGGAGGACCCAGAGAACCCACUGCGAUGCCCAAUAAAGCUCUACGAUUUCUACCUCUUCAAAUGUCCGCAGAGCGCUAAAGGUCGCAAUGACACCUUCUACCUGACUCCCGAGCCUGUGGUUGCUCCAAACAGCCCCAUCUGGUACUCCACUCAACCCAUCCCAAAAGAACAGCUGGAACAGAUGCUCGCCCGCAUCCUCGUCGUCCGCGAAAUCCAGGACGCCAUGAACAUGUGUACGGAGAGCGUACACUAGUGGGACGACAAGAGAACAAUAAACAGACUCUUCCUCUUCCUCUUUCUCUCUUCACCCAGCCUUUGAUUGCUCAUUAUCAGUAGUUUUCUAUUCUCACACCCUCCUGUGGUCUUUAAGGGUGGCAUGUAUAUGUUUAUAUUCAUUAUGUGUUCGCAUAUCUUACACAUGGACUGUACAUACGCACACAACCAAUACUAGUUUGUCUUAUUGAGGCAAUCUGUCUACCGUUACCACACUUCUGUUUUUCUUUUCGUUUGGCCAAAGGAUGUAGUGUCUAAUGUUUUUUAUUGGACCUGAACUCUAAUUUAAAUGUUUUAACUGUUGUUCCCCCUCACCAAUAGUCUGGAGAUAGUGUUCAUUUCCUUAUUUUGUUUUAAUCUGUAAUAUAUUUCUUAUGUAUUUUCAAGGGGGUUGGCCUGCGCUGUGCUGCUUUUCCCAGACACUGCUCUUCUUUCCCUCAUCUGCCUUUCUCACCGAGUGUGAGUGAAUACCUCGCUGGUAUUAAGACUGCAUUAUGUAGCCAGAAAUAGGCUAAAAGCUAAUUUUCAACUGGUGUGAGUUUCUCCCUUUUUUCUUUGUACAUCACUCGUCUGUCUUGAGCAGGAAUCACAGUGAACUGGGGGGAUAACCUGCUUUGUUUAUGAACGCUGCUCUUGCUGUAGCGCCCCCUGUUGGACUAGCUCAGCAGCAUUAAACCACAUCAGGACACAGACUUUAUUGCAAUACAGUGUCGUCACCCGACACGCAGCCACUAUCACCUGCCACACGGUGGAGACGUGGAGGACGCAGAACUGCUGGAACCACCUCUCUUUUCAUCUGACCCCCCCCCCGUGAAGAGGGAUCUAUUGUAUCAUACAUGUUUAUUACACGACAGAAGAAAGACUCUUAAGAAGUGGGUUAGCCCUUAAUGUUCUAUAAUGUAUAAUACUCAUAGCUCCUUCAUGUACUGUAAUAGGUUUCAGUCAUCUAAGGAGAAUGGCAGUGCCUGUGUGUUUUUGAAACAUGACCUUUUUUGUACAGCCACUAUACCAUGUGUCUGCCUUUCUAGCAUCUCUGCACAUGCUCAUUGCGUAGCAAUAGCCUGCAUUGUGUGAUAUAAAAUGAUGCACAAUGAGUUUUUCAGAAAACCUGAAUAAAAGUCAUCUCACAACAAA